CAGAAUUGGAUGUUUAUAUCCAGGUUCUGUUUUGUGACUAAAAGAGGAGAACUGACCUAUAGUUUUAUUUAUCCAAAGGAAUAUGCCCCGGAAUCAAUUCUGCUGUACUAUGAUGAACCAGGUCAAUGGCAGGCUGUAUAUAAAACUAAUACUAAUUGUUCAGUGAAGUAUAGUAAACUGAGUGUACAGAAUCACCAAGUUAUACAGCUUGAUGAUUCACAGGACUACGCAGCCUCCAGUUCAGGGUGUAAACUCAUGGAUCAAAAUGGCUACAAGUUUUAUAACUGUAGUGGAAAAAGAACAUUUCGUUCAUCUCGUGAACGCUGGUGGUUUAUUGCCCUGUCUAGAUGCGAGAAUAAACCUGGACAGCUGGAUUAUAACAUGCAUCUGACCAAUGGUGAACCAGAUGAAUUGCUCACUUACGAAUUCUCUGCUGAUGAAUUUUAUAUCCUACCAGUAGAUAUAGCGUUUUUACUUGGUUAUUUAAUCAUGGUAUUUUUAUCAAUCGUCGUAGCCGUCCAUCUAAAGAAUCGUCAGUUAUUCCACACCACCUAUAAAAUGUAUAUAGUGUCACUAGGAUUGUGGACGUUUCACUUGUUGUUAUUGAGUAUUGCUUAUGGUCGCUAUGGUGACAGUGGAUACCCGCAACCUAAAACUGUCCUGACAGCUCGUAUAUUUGGUGCAGCGAGUCUGUUGGUGUUUUUAUUAAUGUUGAUAUUGAUGGCGAAGGGGUACACGAUAACUAGGGGUCGCCUCAGUCAACAGGGUGCUAUUAAAAUAACAGUGUUUAUGUGUAUAUAUAUUGUUGUAUAUGCUGUACUCUUUAUUUGGGAAGCAGAGUUAUUUGAUCCUGGUAAAGUAUUGUAUCUAUAUGACAGUCCCCCUGGAUACGGGCUGGUUGCUAUGAGACUAAUUGGCUGGCUGUGGUUCCUGUAUGCCAUAUUUUUCACCCUGAAGAAUUUUCCAAGUAAAGGGGCGUUCUAUUAUCCCUUCUUUAUCUUCUAUACAAUAUGGUUUUGGGCUGGUCCUAUUAUAAUCAUGGUAGCUCAGCAUGCUCUGGAACUGUGGGUUCGUGAAAAGACAGUCAAUGGCGUUGAAAUGCUGAUUGCUUUACUUGGACAUCUCUUUUUCUUGGUUUUAACGCGACCAGGUGCAGCUAAUGGUAAUUUUCCCUAUCACGUUCGAACUUCACAGAUUGCUGCAAUGACAAAUGGACCUGAACAACAGGCCAGCACACACGAACAAAG
Molecule: messenger RNA, 1247 nt
Organism: Lottia gigantea (owl limpet)
Lineage: Eukaryota; Metazoa; Mollusca; Gastropoda; Lottiidae
Exons: 11
Biological process (GO): response to pheromone; G protein-coupled receptor signaling pathway
Source: RefSeq, a predicted model, not a curated record